AUGCACAUCGAGGUGCAGGUGGCGCUCAACUUCGUGAUAUCGUACCUUUACAACAAACUGCCCCGUAGACGGGUGAACAUCUUCGGCGAGGAGCUGGAGAAAGCGCUGAAGGACAAGUUCAAGGGUCACUGGUACCCUGAGAAGCCGUUCAAGGGAUCCGCGUUCAGAUGCCUAAAGACCGGCGACCCGGUGGAUCCCGUGCUGGAACGAGCCGCGAAAGAAAGCGGCGUACCGAUCCAAGACAUCCUGGAGAACCUUCCGGCGGAACUGGCCGUCUGGGUCGACCCCGGUGAGGUGAGCUAUCGCAUCGGCGAAAUGAACGCGGUGAAGAUCCUCUACUCCGAAACGGGGGACCCUCACGACGACAGCUCUGCCGACCGCGAGGUGACCAAGACCUUCAACCCCGAGGCUCAGUGCUUCAGGCCCAUCGAGGCCGUGGGCACGUCCCUGGGCGGGCUCAGCCUCAGUCCCAAGUCCACGUCGCCGUUCCCUAGCUCGCUGGGCAGCAACGCGAGCAACGGGUCGUCCAACAACCAGCAGAACGGCCACGGGUCCGGUUCCUCGUCGGCACCUUCGCCGACACCCAUCACCAGCUCGUUCAAGGGUUCGCCUAGUCCUGUGCCAGCUUUCAUCCCACGCACCACCGCACCGCUCACCUUCACCACCGCUACCUUCGCCCAGACCAAGUUUGGCAGCACCAAACUGAAAACCAGCAGCAAACGGGCAAACAGAAUGUCUCCCACCGAGUUCUCGAACUACAUCAAGCAGCGCGCCAUGCAGCAACAGAUCCACCAUCACCACCAUCAUCAGCAGCACCAACAGCAGCAGCAGCAUCUGUCUCCUGGAAGCAUAGUCGCCGGCGCUGGCCAGCAACACACGGAUCCGAGCGCGUACUUCUUCCAGCACGGUCCGACCGCGUAUCACCCGCAGUUCCCUCAUCGCAACAUCUUCGACUCGUCCAGCCACGGUGGUUAUCUGUCCGGUGAUCUGUACACGGGCGCCAAUUUCCCGUCGUCCUACCUCGAUCCCACGACGAUCGCUGGCCACCAGUUCUACGGGGGCAGCGUGAACGGAACUAGCAACGCCGCAGGAAGCAACGGCAACUCUCAGACCGCCGGCAACCUCGGUCCAGUCGGUUCCACCGCUGCGAACAGCAACGUGAACGGCAUCGGUCAGCAACAGGACAAGACCGCGUUGGUCGAGGGUCUGAAUAACUUCGGCCUCGGUUCUGUGGCACCGUAUCCUGCUAGCCAGUACCAGCACCUCCUCGUAGCCAACUAA
This is a messenger RNA of Megachile rotundata (alfalfa leafcutting bee), 1281 nucleotides long. RefSeq lists its product as uncharacterized. Gene Ontology annotation, biological process: regulation of gene expression. The record is from RefSeq and is a predicted model, not a curated record. Lineage: Eukaryota; Metazoa; Arthropoda; Insecta; Hymenoptera; Megachilidae. Gene Ontology annotation, cellular component: nucleus; cytoplasm. Gene Ontology annotation, molecular function: transcription corepressor activity.